AUGUCGGAUACUCAGAGGUCUCUACCAGCCGUCAGAAAGCUGAGCUAUGCGGUGGGACACUUUCUCAACGACCUGUGUGCCUCAAUGUGGUUCACAUACCUGCUGGUGUUCUACCAUUCAGUGCUGGGCUUCCAAAACACAAAUGCAGGUCUGCUGCUGCUGGUGGGGCAGAUAGCUGAUGGGAUCUGCACGCCUCUUAUUGGCUACGAGUCUGAUCAAGCACCCGGCUGUGGAAACUACGGCAAGAGGAAGAGCUGGCAUUUAGUAGGGACCGUGUCCGUGCUGCUGUCCUUCGCCUUCAUCUUUAACCAGUGUCUGGGCUGUGACUCCUACACUCCCCAGUGGGCCAGUUUGACCUACUUCGUCCCCUUCAUCAUCAUCUUUCAGUUCGGGUGGGCCGCUACUCAGAUCUCACACCUGUCCCUCAUUCCAGAGCUGGUCACCUGUGAGCACGCUAAAGUAGAGCUCACAGCAUACAGGUAUGCGUUCACAGUGAUAGCCAACAUCACAGUGUACGCGGUGGCUUACCUGCUGUUCCACGUGCACGCCAGACAGGGACUCAGCGAUGAACUGGGACCAGUAGACAUCCCCGUCUUCAGGAACCUGGCGUUGAUCGUGCUGGGCAUCGGAGCUCUCUUCUCUAUUUUCUUUCACCUGGGCACCACUGAGAAGAGACCUGGAGCAGGAGAGGAGACUGGAGGGAGCACGGAGGAAGAAGAGGAGGAGGAAGGUGAGCGGAGGCCUCUGCUUCCUCGACCCAAGACCACCUCGUCCUUCCUGCAGUGGAAGUGCUGGCUGAGGCAGCCAUCUUUCUACCAGGUGGCCUUACUCUACAUGUCCACCAGGUUAAUAGUCAACUUGUCUCAGAGCUACAUCGCCAUGUAUCUGCUCAACACUCUGAGUCUGCCAAAGAAUUACAUAGCAACUAUCCCAUUAGUGAUGUACGUGAGCGGCUUCCUGUCAUCCUUUAUCAUGAAGCCUGUCAGUAAACUCAUUGGAAAAUCUCUCACCUACUUCAUGGGGCUGCUGCUGAUCAUGGCGUUCUCCUACUGGGUGCUGCUGGAUAAGAACAUGGGCCAGCGGGUGUACGGGGCGGCCGUUCUGCUGGGGGCGGGGUCAGCUACCAUCCUGGUCAUAUCACUGGCCAUGACAGCUGAACUCAUCGCUGAUCAGACACAAAGUGGAGCGUUUGUAUAUGGAGCCAUGAGCUUCACUGAUAAACUGGCUAAUGGAGCUGCUGUGAUGAUCAUCCAGGCCAUGCAUCCUUGCCACACCGUGGUGUGUUGUCCGGCGUGUGUGUGGUUUUAUCACAACGUCAUGGUCAUAGUGACGGGAGGCGUGGCCAUCGUUGCUGCUCUGGCCCUCUGCUCCAUUCUCAUCUGGCCAAUCAAGAUCAGACUACGUGAUGUGUCUACAGUCUCUGAAGACACAGCCAGAAUCAACUAA
Scomber japonicus (chub mackerel) is the source of this 1446-nucleotide messenger RNA. RefSeq names its product major facilitator superfamily domain containing 12a (gene mfsd12a). Gene Ontology annotation, cellular component: membrane. The record is from RefSeq and is a predicted model, not a curated record. Gene Ontology annotation, molecular function: symporter activity. Gene Ontology annotation, biological process: carbohydrate transport. NCBI's taxonomy places the organism in Eukaryota, Metazoa, Chordata, Actinopteri, Scombriformes, Scombridae. The transcript is spliced from 11 exons. The coding region runs from base 1 to 1446 and encodes 481 amino acids.